Molecule: messenger RNA, 3461 nt
Organism: Phascolarctos cinereus (koala)
Lineage: Eukaryota; Metazoa; Chordata; Mammalia; Diprotodontia; Phascolarctidae
Biological process (GO): regulation of DNA-templated transcription
Source: RefSeq, a predicted model, not a curated record
GAGGGCAGCGCUUGUGGAGGAGAGGCAGAAAGGGUCCUCAGCACUUGGUCCUGGGUGUGAUUGGAAGACACAGCCCUUCCUGGGGGCCUCAGAGGCUGGGCAGAGGGUGGGAGGACCCUCCCAGAGUGGGCUGUCUGAAAACAGGAACAUUUGUCGUGAGAUUGCUCUGCCUUCUUCCCUUGCAGCUGAACUAUUUCCGCCUUCCCUGCCACUGAGAUCUCUCUGCCUUCCUUCAGAGCUGAGAUCACGCGGCCUUCACUUGGAUCUGAGAUCUGUGCCUUCUGGACACCAGCUGUGUGGGGGCAGGUCCAAGAGCUCAGUGUGCUGAAGACCAAGGCCUGGCCCAAGCGGCAAGCCACUGAACAGAGGGAAUGGCCACCGGGAACUCCAGACCCCUACCCCAGGAGUUGGUGACAUUCCAGGAUGUGGCUGUGGACUUCACCCCAGAAGAGUGGGUCUUCUUAGACCAUCCACAGAAGGAGUUGUACAAGGAGGUCAUGCUGGAGAAUGCCCGGAACCUUCUCUCUCUGGGGCUUCCAGUUUCCAGAGAAUAUUGGAUUUCUUGUUUUGAUGAAAGGAAAGCACCAUGGAUGCUGGAGCAAGAAGGCCUGAGGAGCUGCUGCCCAGAAGGAGAGAUUAGACCUGAAAUGAAAGAGAGUACUGAAAAGCUAAGCAUUUCUGUGAAAGAGACUCACCAGGAAAGCUUCAUGAGUGAUGGUCCUUGUGACUUCACUGAGAAACAAAUCUGUCCUGUAUUGCAGAGAUUCCACACAGGAGAGCAACCUUAUGAUCAUCAUCCUUGUGGGAAAGACUUGAGUCAACAGUCAUCUCUUAUUUCCCAUCAAAAACUUCAUACUGUAGAGAAACCACAUGAAUGUCAUGAAUAUGGUGAAACUGUUACUGAACAUUCAUCCUACAGUAUUCACAGUAACAGGAAACCUCAUGAAUGUAAUGAGUAUGGAAAGGCAUGGAGUUGCAGCUCCAGUGUUGCUGUACCUCAGAUCAUCCACACUAGAGAGAAACCUUACGAAUGUGAUAAAUGUGGAAAGACCUUCACACAGAGCUCUAGUCUUGGUCGACAUCAGAGAAUCCACACUGGAGAAAAACCUUAUGAAUGUAACCAUUGUGGAAAGGCUUUCAGAGAGAACUCCAAACUUGCUGUACAUGAGAGAAUCCAUACUGGAGAGAAACCCUUUGAAUGUAACCAUUGUGAAAAGGCUUUUAGAAGCACCUCUGAACUUGCUGCACAUCAGAGAAUCCACACUGGGAAGAAACCUUAUGAGUGUAAUGAAUGUGGAAAGGCUUUCAGACUAAACUCCCAACUUGCUCUACAUCAGAAAAUUCACACAGGGGAAAAACCUUAUGAAUGUAAUCAUUGUGGAAAAGCUUUUAGAAGUACCUCUGAUCGUUCUGUACAUGAGAGAAUCCACACUGGGGAGAAACCUUAUGAAUGUAAUCAUUGUGGAAAGACUUUUAGAGUGAAAUCCAAUCUUGCUCAACAUCAGAGAAUCCACACUGGGGAGAAACCUUAUGAAUGUAAUCAAUGUGGAAAGGCUUUUCGGCUGAAUUGUAAACUUACUAAACAUCAGAAAAUCCACACGGGAGAGAAACCUUAUGAAUGUAAUCAAUGUGGAAAGGCCCUCUGUUCAAGUUCCAGUCUUGCUUCACACCAGAGAAUUCACACUGGAGACAAACCUUAUAGAUGUGAUCAAUGUGGAAAGGCUUUCAUACAGAGGUCAUUUCUUGUUGCACACCAGAGAAUCCACACUGGUGAGAAACCUUAUGAAUGUAAUCAUUGUAGAAAGGCUUUUAGAAGUAACUCUGUUCUUUCUGUACAUCAGAGAAUCCACACUGGGGAGAAACCUUAUGAAUGUAGUCAAUGUGGAAAGGCUUUCAGAGAGAAGUACAAACUUGCUCAACAUCAGAGAAUCCACACUGGAGCGAAACCUUAUGAAUGUAGUCAAUGUGGAAAGGCUUUCAGACAAAACUCCCAACUUGCGCAACAUCAGAGUAUCCACACUGGAGUGAAACCUUAUGAAUGUAAUCAAUGUGGAAAGGCUUUUAGACUAAAUUCCCAACUUGCUCUACAUCAGAGAAUUCACAAUGGAGAGAAACCUUAUCAACGUGCUCACUGUGGAAAGGCUUUCACACAGAGCUUAUUUCUUGCUGCACAUCAGAGAAUCCACAUUGGAGAGAAACCAUAUGAAUGUAAUCAAUGUGGAAAGGCUUUUAAAAGUACCUCUGGACUUUACGUACAUCAGAGAAUUCACACCAGGGAGAAACCUUAUGAAUGUAAUGAAUGUAGAAAGGCUUUCAGACUUAACUCCCAACUUGCUCUACAUCAGAAAAUUCACACUGGAGAGAAACCUUAUCAAUGUGAUCAGUGUGGAAAGGCUUUCACACAGAGCUCAUUUCUUGCUGCUCAUCAGAGAAUCCACACUGGGGAGAAACCUUAUGAAUGUAAUCAUUGUGGAAAGGCUUUUAGAAAUACCUCUGAUCGUUCUGUACAUCAGAGAAUCCACACUGGGGAGAAACCUUAUAAAUGUAAUCAUUGUGGAAAGGCUUUCAGAGCGAAUUCCAAUCUUGCUCAACAUCAGAGAAUCCACACUGGGGAGAAACCUUAUGAAUGUAAUCAAUGUGGAAAGGUUUUUAGACUGAAGUGUAAACUUACUAAACAUCAGAGAAUCCACACUGGAGAGAAACCUUAUGAAUGUAGUCAAUGUGGAAAGGCUUUCAGAGAGAAAUGUAAGCUUGUUGCACAUCAGAGAAUCCACAGUGGAGAGAAAACUUAUCAAUGUAAUCAAUGUGGAAAGAUUCUCUGUUCCAACUCCAGUCUUGCUCGACAUCAGAUAAUCCACACUGGAGAGAAACCUUAUGAAUGUAAUCAGUGUGGAAAGGUUUUUAGCCUAAAUUGUAAACUUACUAAACAUCAGAGAAUCCACACUGGAGAGAAACCUUAUGAAUGUAGUGAAUGUGGAAGGGCUUUCAGAGAGAAAUGUAAACUUGCUGCACAUCAGAGAAUCCACAGUGGAGAGAAAACUUAUCAAUGUAAUCAAUGUGGAAAGGUUCUCUGUUCCAGCUCCAGUCUUGCUCGACAUCGGAGAAUUCACACUGGAGAGAAACCUUAUGAAUGUAAUCAGUGUGGAAAGGCUUUCGGACAAAACUCCCAACUUGUGCUACAUCAGAAAGUUCAUCAUUGAAAGAAACCUAAUGUGAUAAAACUUUUUUAUGUACACUGUAACCUUACUAUACAAAUCUGAUGAAAGAAAAGACCAAGAGAAAUAGUUUCUGCAUAAUCAUUUCAUUAAUUAUGGCUAAUGAAUAAUUAAUAAAAGGAUCAUCAUUUAGCUAUCUUUUGUAAACUAAAGAGUAAUCAUGGAGGUAUAUCAACACUCAGAGAAGUGGGUGUUACUAAGUGACAUAAAUCAGCUCUGAUUAAAAAUUGAUGAGACUGAAUAUCA